Molecule: messenger RNA, 1702 nt
Organism: Spodoptera frugiperda (fall armyworm)
Lineage: Eukaryota; Metazoa; Arthropoda; Insecta; Lepidoptera; Noctuidae
Gene: Sh3beta
Product: SH3 domain-binding glutamic acid-rich protein homolog
Exons: 4
Coding region: 143-1006 (287 amino acids)
Cellular component (GO): cytoplasm
Source: RefSeq, a predicted model, not a curated record
CAACAUUUGUAGCUGUCAUCCAUACUGAAUAAUUAUUAUUACUAAAACAGAUUGUCUAAUGGCCAAGCCUAUUUUUCUCGUGUAAUAUUUUAAACCAAUUGUUAUUUACCUUUGUUUAAGUUUAAUUCGAAAGUUUUUCACAAUGGUUGUCAAAGUAUAUAUCAGUGGUAUUUCUGGAAAUAAGGAGGUGAAGAAGCGUCAACAACGUGUAUUGAUGAUACUAGAUUCGAAAAACAUAAAAUAUGAUGUCAUUGACAUAACGGAACCAGGGAAAGAAUCUGAUAAAGAGUUUAUGCAAAACAACUCGAAGGCGAACGGUGGCACAGUGAGCGACCCCAACCCUCGGUCUCCGCUGCCGCCGCAGAUCUUCAACGAUGAGGAGUACUGCGGGGAUUAUGACCAAUUUGACCUUGCUAAUGAAGUAGACACUUUGGAACAAUUCUUGAAGAUGGAAGCCCCUCCUGAAGAACCACCUCAAGUUGAAAAUGAACAGGAAAAAGCUGUGAAUGGGGAUGUUGAAGCGGAAAGUAAAGAAUCUGAAGCAAGCACGGAAGAGAAAGCUGAUGCAGUUGACACAACUGAGACUGCUGAGGAAAAAGAAAAAUCUCCAGAAAAAGAAGGAAGUCCUGCUAAAGAGGCUUCUCCCACAAGAGAGGAAGGUGAUGCAGCCUCUAAAGAAGGUACUCCCGACAAAGAAGAAGAUGAGGGUGCCCAAGGUGAUUCAAAAGAAAAGUCUCCAGAAAAAGAAACAGAAAGACAGAAAUCAGUUGAAAAAGAAAGCACACCAGAGACAAAGGCCCAGUCUCCUGAAAAAGAAACAGUGGUGGAAGCUAAAGAAGCUUCAAAAGAAAAUUCUCCAGCAAAGGAUGAAGUGAAUGGAACUGCUAGUUCGCGCGAGCAGUCUGAGGAAAAGGAAGCCACUGAACAAACAGAGACUGUAGAAGCAAAAAAAGAUAACCCUUCAGAGGCUCUCAUCCAGAGCGAGCAGAUUGCUGCAGCUGAAUAAUGGACUGAACACUUACUUGCUUUUUAGCUCAAAUGAAUCCCUAUUAGCACUAAGCAAGCACUAUUCAUUAAGUUCUGUUAUUUAUAAUGCAUCAUCAUCACUUCUUUGAUAUAGUCAUUGUAUAUAAUGCAAAGAAGUACUUGUUGAGGAUCAUGUUAUGUGGCGAUGUAUAGUUAUGUUUUCUAAUGCAAUGUGGCCUAUUAUCGUAAUUAGAGUUAUAUAAUACAAUUAAUCAAAUUUUAUAAAGUUCCAGAAUGAGAUAUCUAUAUAACAUUUUUAUCCUUCAUUAAGGCUUGUAUUAUUUUAAAGUAUUAAUUUUAUUUACAAUUUGCUUGUCAAGUAUUCUUUUGAGAUUUGUAACAAUGAUUUCUUUUUUGUAAAUUAAUUUUUAUAUUAUCAUUAUUAUAAAUGAAAGUACCUAAUACAUAGGAAUGAUCUUUUCUGCCAUUACUUGUCUUGAUCGAUGCAAAUCAAAACGCCAUUACUUCGACUAGACUGCCAUGAAAUAUAGUAUUAUUUAUUUACAUUCAUUCUUUACACUGUAAUUGCAUAAUUGAUCAUUCUAGACUAAAAUGCAGUACUUUUGGUUGUAAUAAAACGUGUCAUGACAAAUUAUUCAUCAUUUUUUAUAAUCUUAAUCAAAGACAGUUUUUUUUAACAAUUUUUCAUAUUAAUUAUAUAAAAAUACGAACGAAA